This is a messenger RNA of Theileria annulata, 5766 nucleotides long. RefSeq lists its product as uncharacterized. Lineage: Eukaryota; Apicomplexa; Aconoidasida; Piroplasmida; Theileriidae. Gene Ontology annotation, molecular function: histone binding; nucleosome binding. The record is from RefSeq and is a predicted model, not a curated record. The transcript is spliced from 5 exons. Gene Ontology annotation, biological process: positive regulation of transcription elongation by RNA polymerase II; transcription elongation by RNA polymerase II; nucleosome organization. The coding region runs from base 1 to 5766 and encodes 1921 amino acids. Gene Ontology annotation, cellular component: transcription elongation factor complex.
AUGGUUGAACCAGAUGAAAGGCCCGAUCCACCAACAUCUUCGAAUGUAGAUUUUAAAGAUCACAAAAUAGAUCCACAUGGUUCGUUCAAUAUAGAAGAAUCUAAUAAUAUAGGAUUAGAUAGUACUAAUUUACGUAGAAAACACGAAACUAAUACGAGUUCAGAUUUCCCAAAUGGUGUGAAAGAUGGAGAAGUAGAAAAUAAUUCAUUGAAUCCCUUUGUUAACAAAAACCACUCAUUGUACAAUAAAAAGAAUGAAAAUCAUACGAAAAAUAAUCUUGAAAAAACAGGAAACAAUGUAGACCUGAAAGAUGAAAAGAACCAAAAGAGAGCUGAAAAAUCCAACUUAGAUCGCAAAUUAAAAAAGAACAAGAAACAAAAAUUAUCAAAAGAUGUAGUAAAGGAGAGUUAUCUGGACACAAUGGCAGAAGAAUCAGAAGCUUCAGAACUUGAAAGUGACGACGAUUAUGAAGAUGACGAUGACGACGAUGAACUUGGGACUGAAAUCCCAGAAGAACUUAAAGAUUUCAUUACAGAUGAAGUCGUAGAGGAUUACGAGGAAGAAGCAAGCGAUGUGGAGUACGAUCCGUUGAAAUUCGAUGAAGAUGAUUUGGAAUUGAUAGCAGAAAAUACGGGCACCAAAUUAGCAGAAGACGAAUUUGAUGAUGAUGAAGAUAACAAGAGACUAAGGAGGUUGAAAAAAGGAACGAAAAAAGCAGAACCAGAAUUGGACGAACUGUGGUACGACGAAGAAUCAAACCAAGAAUUUGAACUAAGCGAUGUUUGGGCAACAGUAGCAGAGUGUUUUGGGCAAGUUGAUUUGGUUGUCCAAAUACUGAAGAAUGAAAGGAAUCCAAACAAUGUACAAGUGGAACAAUAUGAUUCAGAUUAUGAUCCAAAUACCGACCCUGAUAAUGAUGAGCCAGUUAACGACAUGGAUGAAGAUUUGGUUAACAAAGUUGAAACUAUUAAAAUCACACCUUCAGAAAAUGAAAAGAACUUAGAACAGCUUAUUGAUAUUGACGAGUUGCAAAAUGAGUAUUUAACUAAGGAAGAUGAAGAGAUUAGAAAAGUAGAUGAGCCAGAAAGACUAUAUAUCCGUUACCAUAAUCGUCAGAGGAAAACAGAUGACCGUGAGAUACAGACUGAAGCACAGUGGGUGGCGAGAAGAUUAAUGAACGAAUUUAACAUUGAUUUGUCGAAGGAAAGUGUAAAAAGAACAUACGAAAAGACAUUCCAGGGCACAUACACGAAUAACCACACCUCAGUAGUUAGUGAUGUUUCAGAGAAGUGCGAACUUCUUCUGAACUGGCUACUUAACGAACGCUGGGAAGUACCAUUUAUACUAUACCACAAACGACAUCUAAUUUGUCCCCCACUAACAGAUUCCAUAAUAUGGAGAGUAUAUCAGCUUGACUUGGAGUGGGUAAGACUAAAUACACUAUCGAAACAGAUACAAAGUAAAAUCGGGAAAAUAGGCCACGAAAAUUUAUCAAGCGACAUCUUGUACUACUCUACCAAUUUUGAUCACGUUAAUGACCUAAAUGACGUAAAUAUACACCUCUUGUACCACCACAGGCAAGAAACAGAGGAUUCAGUGCAAGAAACCAAGUAUGCGUCAACUGAAGAAGAUAAAAGCGACGUUACAGCUGAAAUGAACGAAGAACUUCAAGAAGAUAUGGAACACAUAGAGAAAGAAUUCGAGUACGAAUACGAUGAUAUUUUUGGAGAUUUUGAACCAAUUGAUGACCCGACACACAAUAGAUCGUUACCGUCAACACCAAACACCCCAAAUCCGAACAUAGAUGAACCUGAAGAUAUUACAGAUGAGUCCGAUGAAUCCAACGAUGAAAAGGCUUCAGAUGAUGUUCACUCUAACCCUGAAUCAGGAUACGAAAGUGAAGAUAGCGCAGAUAUGGCAAUGGACAAUGAUGAUGUGGAUGAACUUGAUCAUUAUAAUGGACUAAAUGAUGAAAAUAGAGAAUUAAGAGGUGAUUUAAAAGAAGUGGACAGAAUGAACCAUUUUGACCACACAAAAAGUGAAAAUAAAUUUACGGAGAACCGCACAAUUUAUACGAUAACGGGUAAUAUGACCAAUCAUAUGGAUGAGGGUGAGGAAAAAAUAGUUGAAAAGCCUGUUCCUAGUGUUAAAUUGAAGAAAAAUACGUCAGUAUAUUUGGUAGAAAAUAUUGAAAAGUAUGGGCUGGACGCGAUUUGCAAAUCAAUUCCAACGGCAGACCAGUUUUACAAGUUGUUGGACAAACAUCUGAUAAAUACAGGACACAGAGAUUUUAGAGUGACAGUGGAUGUUAAAGAUGUAGAUGUUGAUUUGAGUGUAAUGAAUUUUGAUCUAGAUAUUGAUCAACUUUUCUCAACACACACAACAGGACCGUUUUCAACGAGUAAGCACCUGUUCAACUCACUAGUGGACUACUAUUGCAUUAAAUAUAGCACCCACAUCUCGAUCAGAAGAUUAUUCAGAGAAUAUUUCAAAAACUAUUGUAGCAUAACUUGCGUGACGACAGUGAAGGGAGAAGAGUCAUUGGAGGUGACAGACAGUACUUGGUUUAUUAAGAGAAUGAUGUGUCUGCCAGUGAAUAAGCUACUUAGAACACUACAAAUACAUUACAACUACCCAUAUUACCUGGAUAAGACAGAAAGGCAAGCAUACGUUCAGAGAAAGACACAGAAAAUGAAGAUGCAAGAACUAUACUUGCAUAUCCUGAAGUUGCAAGAAAACGGAGAAAUCAACGUUUUGUUACACCCACUGACGCCGUAUGAUAAUUCGUACAUUAAGUCUGAACAUUAUACGACCAGAUUAACAAAUUUGUACAACACCAUUGGUAACACAGUGUCAGCCGAAUAUGAAACAGAUAACGUAAAGAAUAUAAUAAAUAAAGAGUCGCUGGCCCUGAAUGAACUCUACGAAGGUGACCAAAGGUACAUUAAUGGAAUGGUUAGACAAUUGAUGGGUCUAUUCCAAGCGUUUAAGCAUAAAGAGUUGGAAGCCGAGCAAAGCAUUUCGUAUGAAAACACGGACACGUUUGUGUCAAACACGCUGGACAUGAACACAAUGAGCAACAACUUUCACCUGUAUAUGUCGAAAACAAUACUGACGAAGUUGUUUCACAAGUACCUGAUACCAAUAUACAAGAAGGAAAUCAAAGAAUUAUUGUACCAGUCAUCAACAAACACAGUUCUGUACAACAUUCAGCUAAAUUUCUUAAAUCAGCUGGAUAUGAACACAUGCAGCCUUCCAGAUAAAGUAGAACAAGAGUCACAAAAGGAGAGUAAAGAAAAGAGCAAUAGAAGAGGAUUUAGCACUAUUGAAAGAAAAAACUCACAACCCACUGAUAGAAGUGAAAUUGAGCUGACGGAAAAUAGUGACAGCGGAGCAGUAAUGACACUCAUAACAAAUAAUGAAGGACUUGAUAUAUACAUGUGCAUAUACGGAAGCAGCUCUAUAUAUAUAACAAAGUUCAGUAACAUCCUCAAGUAUAUGGUGGAAAAUGAGUCAGAUACUAGAUAUAACAACGCAGUCCUUAAUGACUGGUACAAGAUGAUAAUAGAUUUAAUAGUAAAGUAUGAAGUUACAGUAAUGAUUGUUGGGCUGACGAACCUAUACUCGCUAAACCUGUAUUACGCACUUCAUAGAAAUGUACACAAGUAUAAUGACGUGAGACUUAUCAAGUACAGCGUAAACGUUUCACACCUGAUUGUCAUCAAAUAUAUUAAUUCAAACAAGGUUAAAACUGGUAGAAAAAAUAAAUCAAACUCAGUUAACGCAUCUGUUGGCAUUGGAGGUUUAGGAAUUUCCGAAGGGCUGUAUAACUCAUUGUAUUACAUAUUAUUAUCGUUGAGUACAAGUAAACUAUACAGGAAUUACACGUUUGAGUUGGUGGGACUGUGGGACGAGAAAGAUAAUUACUUGCUUAAGCUUAAUUAUCACCACUUGCAGAGCAUGGUCUCCAGAGAUAAACUCCAGGAAUAUAUAGAAUAUGUCCUUAUGAUGUGGAUAAACAAGUACGGAAUACACAUUAACACGAUCUUGGGGUGUCAUAAGAACCCUGGCCUGAAUGUCCUGUACGGGAAUACUAUAACGAUUUCAGAAUCAGACUAUAUCAACAACUACAUUUACUAUAAACAGAAUAUACAAACGUACCUUUCAUUUAUCUCAGGAUUAGGGGUCAGAAAGGCACAGAUGCUCCUGAGUAAAAUGAGGAACUUUGCGCCAAAUAGCAGAAAUAACAUGCUGGAGAUUGUGGGAAACAUAGUCUUUCAUAACAUGGCAUCAUUCAUAAGGUUCAGUAACUCAAUAGACUCACUGGACAUUACCAGAAUACACCCAGUGGAGUCGGGAUUCAUAGCACAGAAGCUGUGUAAUGGGUCGUUGGACGAAAAGAUGGUGGGAGAAGAUGCAAUCCAGGAAAUUUUAAACAACCCGUCCAAAUUAGACGAGUUGGACCUAGAGUCCUACUCAGUGCUCUUGUACCAGAAGCAGGACAUGACAAGGAUGUUUCCAUACCUUCUUUUCAUUAAACAUGAGCUACAAUUUCCCUAUCACCCGAGAAUCACAGACCCAACUGACACUGCACAAUUGAACGGAAUUGACAAGCAUCUGAGUUCUAGUCAUUUGGUGGGUUCUUUGGACGAAUAUGAGACAUUUUACAACGUACUAAAGCUUGAAAAGAAUUUGUUCAAACAUGGAACAAACGUACUCUGCAAAUUCAACAGCUACUACAACACUACCAGGUAUAACCUGACAAUACUCCCGCACCAACUGAAAGGAAACGCCACAGAUAUGCACCAUUUCAAGAUGGAAUUAAACAAAUUCAACAACCCAAACACACACAAUACAAACCUUACAAAUGAGGUGUUUUAUGGAAGAGUACUGGAAGUGGAUUACAGACCAUUGGUGCUGGAUAAUGGAAUGUAUAACUACAGAGUGGACAUUUGUUUAACUAACGGAAAUAAAAAAAUGGUGCUAAACAGGUUCCUGAAUGACCUGAUUGAUGACAAUCUAGGGGAUUAUCUAUCUCCGCUCGUCAAGUUUGACAUUAACUACAACAAGUACAAUAAUUUACAAAAUGUUAACAAGAGGAAGCUACAAUACAGAAGGAAUAUCAGACACCCACUAUACAGGAUUUGGAAUCACCAAAAAGUUUUAUCAUACCUAAAGCAAAUAGAUGUACCAAUUGGAGAGUGCUGCAUAUGUCCAAUGAAUGAGUUGGAUAAGUUGAAUUUGAUAAUCAAAACAUGCAAUGAUCCGUUCAACUACGUGACGUUUGUGAUACACGAGAAGAACCAGAGAAUACCAGGCGAGUUGGGCAAGGAACUGUACCUGCAAAACGAAAAAUACAGUAAUCUAGACCAAAUAUCAUCGCAGUUUGUGGAAAUCCUGAAACUCAACCUCGAGGAGUUUUAUACGCACCCGAAGUUUAGAAGUAACCCGGACAUCAACAAGGUGGAACGUGACCUGAUACAGGAAAGUUCUUUGAAACCAGACAAUAUAACAUGGGCAAUAGUACCUUCAAUGAGGAAGGGAGUAAACAACCCACUCAAGUUCAUUUUAAUAGUGAUACCACCAGGAUUUAACCUGAUCUCAGAAGUUAAAAGUCUCCAGGACCCAAUCUAUGUUACACACAGGUCAUUCAGACUCUGGACUCACGAAGAAAAAUCUUUAAAGCAAUUGAUUUCAUGGUGGAAAGAAUACGGAUAUUGGCACCGGAAUUCUGAAAAGAAUAAAUUCUACCAACAACACAAAUAA